Molecule: messenger RNA, 4687 nt
Organism: Canis lupus familiaris (dog)
Lineage: Eukaryota; Metazoa; Chordata; Mammalia; Carnivora; Canidae
Gene: SEMA6C
Product: semaphorin 6C
Exons: 17
Coding region: 772-3246 (824 amino acids)
Biological process (GO): positive regulation of cell migration; negative chemotaxis; axon guidance
Molecular function (GO): chemorepellent activity; semaphorin receptor binding
Source: RefSeq, a predicted model, not a curated record
GGUAGAGCCUCUUCACCACUGGGCCUCCACUCUGAGGCAGCACCUCAGUGCAGUCACCCGGUGGUUAAGAACACAGGCCCAGUCAGACCACAUAUAUGCUGGUUUGAGUGCUGCCAAGCUGCUCGGUGGCUGCAUAACCUCCACUGAGUCCUUUUACCUUUCUUUGCCUCAGUUUCCUCAUCUGCAAAAUGGAGACAACAAAUAGUACUCUGCUUCAGUAGAGUUAUUUAGGGGACAGAGUGAGGUCACACACGAAAGUGCCGAGAACACUGUCUGGCACACAGUAUGUGUUUGCUGUGUGUUUGCUAUUAUUAUUGGUUACACAGUGAAGGCUUGGGGCUGCUUCGGUGGCUCCCAACACUUCCUCCCUCCCUCCCCGCCAUUUGCACCACAGCUAAGCCCAGAUCCCACUGUGAGGGAAACUGUAAACCCACUUUCUUCUGAGAAAAAAACUUUAUCUACUUGCAGAUUCCUGUUAUUUAUGUAGGAUUUAGAGUCAUUCUAACGUGCGCCAGAUGCCUUGUGAGCACCAUACAAAUAGCACCUACCCCUGAACUCUGAGCUCCCUGCACUUCCCCAUCAUCCUGGUUCCGGGGCCUGGAGGAUGAUGCCGUGGUUGCAGAACUCGGGCUGGACUUUCAGAGAUUCCUGACCUUGAACCGGACCCUGCUAGUGGCCGCCCGGGAUCACGUUUUCUCCUUCGAUCUUCAAGCCCAGGAAGAAGGGGAGGGGCUGGUGCCCAACAAGUACCUGACAUGGCGGAGUCAGGACAUGGAGAAUUGCGCCGUGCGGGGGAAGCUGACCGAUGAGUGCUACAACUACAUCCGUGUUCUGGUUCCUUGGGACUCACGGACGCUUCUUGCCUGUGGCACCAACUCGUUCAGCCCUGUGUGCCGCAGCUAUGGGAUAACGUCUCUGCAGCAGGAGGGUGAAGAGCUGAGUGGACAGGCUCGAUGCCCCUUUGAUGCCACCCAGUCCAAUGUGGCCGUCUUUGCAGAGGGCAGCCUUUACUCGGCCACAGCCUCGGAUUUCCAGGCCAGUGAUGCUGUGGUUUACAGAAGCCUUGGGCCUCAGCCCGCACUCCGUUCUGCCAAGUACGACUCCAAGUGGCUCAGAGAGCCAUACUUUGUCCAUGCCUUGGAGCACGGAGACCAUGUCUACUUUUUCUUCCGAGAGGUCUCUGUCGAAGAUGCCCGGCUGGGAAGGGUGCAGUUCUCCCGAGUGGCCCGUGUGUGUAAGCGGGACAUGGGUGGCUCGCCUCGGGCCUUGGACCGCCACUGGACAUCCUUCCUGAAGCUGAGGCUCAACUGCUCUGUCCCUGGGGACUCUACCUUCUAUUUUGAUGUCUUACAGGCCUUAACUGGGCCUGUGGACUUUUAUGGCCACCCUGCUCUCUUUGGGGUCUUCACUACCCAGACCAAUAGCAUCCCUGGCUCUGCAGUCUGUGCCUUCUACCUGGAUGAUAUUGAGCGUGGAUUUGAGGGCAAGUUCAAGGAGCAAAGGAGUCUGGAUGGGGCCUGGACACCUGUGUCUGAGGACAGGGUUCCCUCCCCCAGGCCAGGAUCCUGUGCAGGAGUAGGUGUGGCUGCCUUGUUCCCCUCUUCUCGAGACCUCCCUGAUGACGUUCUAACCUUCAUCAAGGCUCACCCACUGCUGGACCCCGCUGUGCCACCUGCUACCCAUCAGCCUCUGCUCACCCUCACCAGCAGGGCCCUACUGACCCAGCUAGCCGUGGACGGUAGGGCCGGCCCCUACAGUAACACCACCGUCCUGUUCCUGGGCUCCAAUGAUGGGACAGUGCUGAAGGUGCUGCCCCCAGGGGGGCCCACUGGGGGACGCGAGCCAGUCCUGUUGGAAGAGAUCAAUGCAUACAGCCCAUCCAGGUGCAAUGGGAAGCGGGCAGCCCAAACGGCCCGGCGAGUCAUAGGGUUGGAGCUGGACACCGAAGGUCACAGGCUCUUUGUGGCUUUUUCUGGCUGCAUUAUCUACCUCCCUCUCAGUCGCUGUGCCCAGCAUGGGGCCUGUCGGAGGAGCUGUCUGGCUUCUCAGGACCCCUACUGUGGAUGGCAUAGCUCCAGAGGCUGUGUGGAUAUCAGGGGACCUGGUGGGAAUUAUAUGGAUCCAGCUGGGACCCAGGAAUCCCUGGAACACAGUGACUGUGAAGAUGGAGCUACGGGGAGUCACUCUGGCACAGGGGAUUCUGCUUAUGGCGUGCGCCGGGACCUCCCCCCAGCCUCAGCCUCCCUCUCCGUCCCCAUCCCACUCCUCCUGGCCUGUGCUGCUGCAGCCUUCGCCCUGGGCGCCUCGGUCUCUGGCCUCCUGGUCUCCUGCGCUUGCCGCCGAGCCCACAGACAUCGGAGCAAGGACGUGGAGACUCCGGGGCUCCCGCGCCCCCUCUCCCUUCGCAGCUUGGCGCGGCUGCACGGUGCGGGCGCAGAGCCGCCGCCGUCCAAGGACGGGGACGGGGCGCAGACACCGCAGCUCUACACCACCUUCCUGCCUCCCCCUGACGGCGUGGCCCCGCCGGAGCUGGCCUGCCUGCCCACGCCCGAGUCCACGCCGGAGCUGCCGGUCAAGCGCCUGCGCCACGCCGGGAGCCCCUGGGAGUGGAACCAGAACGGGAACAAUGCCAAAGAGGCCCCGGGCCGCGCGCGGGGCGGGAACGCGGGGGGCGGCCCCGCGCCGCGCGUGCUGGUGAGGCCGCCGCCGCCCGGCUGUCCCGGCCAGGCCGUGGAAGUCACCACGCUGGAGGAACUGCUGCGCUAUCUGCACGGGCCGCAGCCGCCCAGGAAGGCGGCCGAGCCCCCGGCCACGGCGGCCUUGGCCUCGCGGCCGCUCCCGUCCGCCCCCGCCCCGGUCCUGUUUGCGGGCUCCAGCCUCCUCCCGCGGGAGUGCGGGCCGCCGCUGAGGCUGGACGUGCCCCCCGAAGGCCAGUGCGCCGCCCCCUCCGCCCGGCCCGCGCUGUCCGCCCCGGCGCCGCGCCUGGGGGUCGGGAGCGGCCGGAGGAUGCCCUUCCCCACGCACCGCUCCCCGCCGGCCCUGCUCACCCGGGUCCCCUCGGGGGGGCCCUCCAGGUACUGCGGGGGCCCCGGGCGACAUCUCCUGUAUCUGGGCCGGCCGGAGGGCUACCGGGGCCGCGCGCUGAAGAGGGUGGACGUGGAGAAGCCCCCGCCGCCCCCGAAGCCUGCCCCGGCCGCGGCCGCCCCCCCGCAGGCCGUGCCCAGCGGCAGCCGUCUCCACCUCUGAGCGGGGCCGGCGCGUGAGGCCCGAGCCCCCAGGGGACGGGGGCGUGCCCCUCCGUGUCCCACACUCCAGCCGGCCCGCCUCGGGGUUAUUUAUUGACUGUCUUUCCCCCUGUCCUCGAGAGAGGAGUGGGAGGUGAGAAGCCCGCCCCUCCAGCGAGCCAGCCUUUCGGGGGGAACUGGCGCCCUCCCACUCCCCUCUCCCUCAGCCGAGCUGCCUUAACUCGCCUCCCUGGGCUCCCUGCGCAGACCGGGCCGCGGGCGGGCCGCAGGGCGGACGGACAGGCGAGCGGGGCCGGGGCCGGGGCCGGGGCCGGGGCCGGGGCCGCGCGCUGCGUCGAGUCCUCGGGCCUCCCGAGACAUGCCUCCUCCUACUGUGUAGGAGCCUCGGCCUCCGCUGCAGCUGUGCCCCGAGCCGUGCCUACUGUCCCGGAGUGGAGGGGGCCGGCCCCCAGGACUGCGGACGGCCGCGGUCCUCCCGGGGUUCCUCAGGAAAGGUUUCCUGAAGGAGGCAAACAAAGAAAUGGUGUGUGGAGAUGAGCCGGGGCCCCGGAGACCCACGGCACCACCGCAGCGGUGGGGAGGGCGCUGGAGCACGUUCUGCACCGAGGACGUUUUCGUAGCCUGUUCCAUGGGGGUGGGGGGAGGGCGUUCUUUGAGAAAUAAAAUUAAGCUGCAGCGCGAGUGACUUAAGUUUCACAACGGGAAAUCUUGUCCUAAAGAAUCUGGAGAGUGGGGGUCGCAUGGUAGGGGGGCUGCAGAGGACUCGGCCCCACCCGAGGUAGGGGCUCCCGCGGCAGCGCCAGAGGGCGCAGUUAGCUCCCCUCGCAGAACCCCGAGGCGGGGCGGCGCGUGUUUCCUCGCGCGCAUGCGCGACCUCUCCCCUCGGUCGGGCUGCGCUCCAGCGCGGCGCCGGGAGGCUCGGCCCGGGGGGUCCGUCCGUCGUUCCUCCGGCCGCGGCUGGCCGAAGCCGAAGAAACCUGUUAUCCCAAGGACCAAUGGGGGGGGGGGCACAACUAGCCGCCUCGUCCACUACCUCGGGCUUAAGGACACUUAAAGCCUCGCGCAGGCAGUGGCCGGCUUUUGCGGGUUUGUAAGUCCGGGUUUCCUCCGGUGCGGGGCCGGAGAGUGUCCGCUCAGCUGGAACCCGCGGCCGCCGUCCCGCUGGCGCCGCCUGCAGGCCGGCCCGAGCCCUGCAGCGAAGGAAGCCUUGGCGGCCCCUUCCCGGAUCGCCGCCGAACUGCCUCGGCCUGGAAACGGCCGGUCGAGAACAAUUUGGUGAGGAACCGAGAUUUGUUUCUAGCUCUGCCCUUUAGUACCUGUAAUCCUGACCACUCAGAACUUGGCCCUAAGCCUCAGUUUCCUCAUCUGAAAAACAGGGUGGUUUGAGAGGCUCAAGUAAUUAAAAUGUAUGUAGAAAUGCUCUUAAAGGAGAAAGCAUGGUA